CUUUUCGAUCGUCGCAACUGUGGAGUAGGUUCUAGCUCAUGGCGUCUGUAUUCCAUUAUUAAGCAUUUUGAAAAAACUAGUCCAUGAGUAAACGAGCUUUAAAUAUUUGCUGUGUGAAAACUGUGCGUUUAAUAAAAUAAUAACGACUCGUAACACGCCGAGUCGCGAGCGGAGUCGGAAAAGUUCGUACGAUCGAAAAUGAAAAAUUGGGAAUCAGAAAGUGUCGGGAAUGUAGCAGCUCCACGUUAAUUAUAACUAUAUAUACAUCUAUAUACGUACUACGAUAAAAAAAAUACACACACAUAAGUACAGAGUUAUACGUAUGUAUAUGCCUGUUUCGGAAAUCGUCUAUAAUGAACGGUGUAGACCGCAAUUCGCACAUAUUUUAUAACGACAGCAAUUUUCAACCAACAGUGCAGUGAAUGAAAAAUUUCAUUGUAGCGGUGAAAAUUCGUUAGGUUGUUUGAAAAAAAUAAAUAAAUAAACUAAAUAAAUAGAUAAAUUAUGAUUUGAAUAAAAUCUAGUUAAUAAUAAUGCAAUGAUGAUCGUUCAACUUCAUUUGUACAUAACAAAUGUACUGUGCAUCUCGAAUAGUAAACAUUUAAGGAUAUUAAUCCCAUUGGUUCCGCUAUGGAUUACUGGUGCUCUGUGCGUCAAAGAUAUACCGUUGUCUCAAAUCGUGGCACUUGUUGGAAAUCCGACGUACUUACCCUGCGAUAUAUCGACGUCCCAUGACGGAGACUCGGUAUUACUCGUAUUAUGGUACCGCGAAGAUCUUGGAACACCUGUGUAUAGUGUCGAUGCGAGAGAUCGUGAUUUUGAAAUAGCUGAAAAAUGGUCGGACGAUGCAGUAUUUUCGAACAGGGCAAAUUUCAUGCCCGAUAGAAAACCAGCAGAGCUUGGAAUCGAUAAUGUCAAAGAGGAGGACGCGGGCCUCUACAGAUGCCGAGUCGACUUUCAAAUUGGACAGACUCGAAACUCCAAAGUCAAUCUGACGGUCAUAGUCCCGCCACAUAAAAUUCAAAUAUUAGACGAUGCUGGAGUUUUGCAAAAUCCUUUCGUUGGACCAUAUUCUGAAGGAGAAACACUGCAGCUAUUCUGCGAUGUUUAUGGUGGUAAACCCACCCCAUCGGUUGUGUGGUACCAAAAUAAUGAAAUUAAAAGCAAUCAAACUGAAAACCUGCACUAUAAUGAUGGAGAAAAAAGAGUCAGAAGUGAAAUAAAAAUAUCAAAUUUACGACGUGGUGAUGUAGGAUCGCAAGUAACGUGUGUAGCAACAAAUAAUAACAAAUCAAUACCUCUUCAAGCAUCUAUACAAGUCGACAUGAAUUUUGGUCCGUUAGACGUCAAAAUAGUAGCUGCAAAUCAACCAUUAUCUGCUGGAAGAAGGUACGAUUUGAUGUGCAAGACUUCGGGCUCUAGACCACAGGCAACGGUGACUUGGUGGCGCAAUGGACAGCGUCUGGAGAGCUUCAAAGAAUCCACGUCGAACGAUGGAAAUACAACAACCAGCAUAUUGUCCUUCAUGGCAACAAAGGCAGAUGCUGGUAAACAUUUGUCAUGCAGGGCUGAAAAUCCAACAAUUGGAAGUGGUCCAAUAGAGGACGGAUGGACGCUAGAGAUAAGAUAUGUUCCAGAGACACAAAUCCAGCUUGGUGCCUCACUUAAUCCAGGAGCCAUACGAGAAGGUACGGACGUAUACUUCGAUUGCUUGAUAAAGGCUGAGCCAGCAGUUUAUAAGGUUGAAUGGCGUCAUCAGGGUAAGACUCUGCAUCACAAUGUGGGACUAGGAAUCAUAAUUAGCAAUCAAAGCUUGGUUCUGCAAGGUGUUGAUAGAAAGAGUGCUGGCAACUAUACUUGCGUUGCAUACAAUGGUGAAGGUGAUGGAGAAAGUAGUCCAUUUUACUUGAACGUAAUGUUUGCCCCAACAUGUGAACCAAAUCAAACAAGGGUUCAUGGUGUAGCUAAACAAGAGAAAGCAAAUAUAUCAUGUCAAGUGGAUGCAAAUCCCCCUGAAGUUCAAUUUCGUUGGACCUUCAAUAAUUCUGCAGAGAGCAUUGAUGUCGCUGCAGGACAUAUUGCUAGAGCAGGAACUCUAUCAAUCGUAUCCUACACUCCAAUGACUGAACUUGAUUACGGAACACUUUUAUGCUGGGCUACUAAUCAUGUGGGAAGUCAACGAGUUCCUUGCGUCUACCACAUCAUUGCAGCAGGACGCCCUGAUAUGGUACAUAACUGCACUACGUCCAAUACUUCAACAAAUUCAUUCUCCGUACGUUGUACCGAAGGCUUCAAUGGAGGCCUGCAACAAUCUUUUCUUCUCGAAGUACGCGAAAGUAACAGUCAGGACUUACAUGCCAAUCUAUCAUCUCCUGUUCCAAGAUUCAGUGUAACUGAUUUAGAGUCAGGAGCCCUCUACCAAGCAUGCAUAUAUGCUUACAAUGACAAGGGACGAAGUGAAGCGAUGGUGGUUCAAGCCGGUACAUUGAGAUUGCCUGAAAAACAGCUUACAUCUGAAUCAGAUAGGCCACAGCAACAUAUAAAGUUAACACCAAUGCUGAGCGUGAUGAUUGGAGUAGUGGCAGCAUUAGUUAUUGUCGCAAUAGUCGUGAUGAUUGUUCUACGCAUUCAACACUCGACUGUAGAAAAUGAUGGGAAGUCACAUACUGAGGUGUACGCCAAAGCCAAUAAAUCAGUUUCCAUUCAACGUGAGCUGAGACUGAGAGAUGGAAACAGUUUGCUGACAGAUGAAAAACACAGCGGAAGCCCAUUUAGAAAGCUCGACUCAGCGGGAGAGUUUUGUGACAGUGAUGACAAAAAUCCAGACAUCAUACCUCAACAAAUUAGCGGUGACGAACCAUCAGAUUAUUUACGAAAAAGACGACUUAUAUCAACGAUAGAAACAUCGCCAUCGCGGAAUUUAUUGGACCACCCUGCUGUAGUUGCAAUUAGCGGACAAAGUAAUUAUGUGGGAUACUGCACGAUACGUAAUGGAAUGCCACUUCAUGAUCUAUCAAAUUUGACGGCAAAACAUAAAACUUUCCAGCCGAUCGUGAGCGAAGUUUAUGGCAGCGGUGUUUGUACACUGCCCAGACAAUACUGGCCAAAUGCCGAAGGUGUUCAGUCAAUGACAAUGAGCCCGCCGGUUCUUUAUACUGGUCUGGGAAUGGUAAGUCAUGCUACUCCUAGUACUGUUCUCCUACCAAAGGAUGCAGAACCCCGAGCUCCUGCCCAAUGUUGUCUCCAAUCACAACAAGAAGCAAUAACGAGUACGCCGUUGGUGUUAUCUAAAAGAGAAAGUUCUGUGUGAUACAUAGUCCCAAGGAAAAAACAAAAGUCGACACAAAAGUGAACUCUGUUGAACAUUAAUACCAAUGUAAUGUGUAAUAACAUUUGUAUUAAAACAAGCCUCAUUUAUUUCAGUGAAUUAUUUUCAUCCAGUACCAUAAUUAUAUUAAAAUCUAUGUUGAAUCAAGUGCCCUUUUGUAUUGAAGGAAACUUAAAAAGCUAUAUUUGACGUAAGUAUAAGAACAGUUGUACGUAAACCAACAUGCAAAUGAAAUCCGCGUACAAUUUCAUGUUUUGUAAAUACAUUGAUGUGGAAAUAUUUUAUACCGAUCACUAGUGCAAUACAUAUUUAUCUCGGCUCAACCACAUCUACAAAUCAAUAGCAUAAUACAUCGAUGAGUCUGUUCGACUACAUCUGAGAGAACUCAACACAAAAUCUGAUAUUUCCAAGGUUGAAUCUAACCAGAUCCGAUCGUAACAAAUCUUCAAAGUGCAUGAGAUAUUUUUCUAAAUAGAAAAAGGCCCAGUUAUUAGUUCAUAGAAAUCUAAAGGAGUCAUCUUUUGUGUAUCUAAUUCUGCGCAUUCGAAUUGAUAAUUGAUAAGCAAGACUGGAAUUAUGUGAAGCAGAAAGAGUAUAAAAAUUAUAUUAGUUUUACAAAGUGAUUCUGCUUUCGUCAUCUGAAAAUCCCUGGAAUUUUCUGGCAUAAAUACUGAUAGUCCCAUGGUUGAUUUUGAUAUUGAAAGACGUCUAUCAACCUUACUCAUAUUUAGCUAAUGUAGCACAAGACACAAAUGCACGAUGUCAAUCUGGUAAACUUACUGUUUGUCAAAUUGACUGCCCUUAUAUGAUAAAUGAAUGUCAAACAAAGAACCAUAUUUCUCUCCAAGUUCUAUUUGCUAAAGAAAUAAUGGUUAUUGAUGGCAUAAAUCAAUCACAUUGAGUUUGACUAGUUGUUCAAUGUAUCAUCUGACAAGCUAUGAAGAGGAAAUCAUGACUCAAAUUGUAUCAAUGUUUCUGAAUUAACAACGAUUCCCAUUAAUCCAUCAAAGGUUCAUCGAGCAAAUUGCUAAUAGGAAUGUGAAUUGUAAAAAUUAUAAGAAAGACACUGCUGAGUGCGCGAGUGUUAAGUCACGGACCGCCUAUAAAAUAAGAUUUUGAAAAAUUAACUAUACUGUACAGUUUAAAUUACAUGUCGCAUUGAAAAUGUGACUCCUCAGAUUUUGUGAUGCAUUAUUGUUGUAGGGAAUGACACAUGUGGUUUGAAAGCAUAGCUUCAAAGAGCUAUAAUGCUUGAUAAAUCUAUAAUUGCAGUAAAAAUCAAAGUGUCAAAGAUGCAUGAGUCCUCAAAAAGGAAUACAAUCUCCAACACUAUGUCUACGGUAUAUAUAUACAUAUAAAUUGUAUUAUUUCACCGUAUAUUAGAGAAGCGCAUGUAAGUAUUCUUGAAAUUGAAAAAAAAAAAAUAUAUAUAUACAAAAUGUGAGUGAAUGUUUGUAAUUUUUCUAUGUCACCAAAAAUUUCAUCGGUGGCCGUAUGUCGUAAUGACAAUUAGUUUCUUUUCCUAUCUCUUUGCUGUUAAUAAAAUAACGAGGUA
Messenger RNA from Athalia rosae (coleseed sawfly), 4883 nucleotides. RefSeq names its product neural cell adhesion molecule 2. The record is from RefSeq and is a predicted model, not a curated record. Lineage: Eukaryota; Metazoa; Arthropoda; Insecta; Hymenoptera; Athaliidae. Bases 539 to 3310 code for a protein of 923 amino acids. The transcript is spliced from 14 exons. Gene Ontology annotation, molecular function: protein binding.